AUGAGAGAAUACAAGCUGGUCGUGUUAGGUUCUGGAGGUGUCGGUAAAUCUGCCUUGACUGUCCAAUUCGUACAAUCCAUCUUUGUCGAAAAGUAUGACCCAACUAUUGAAGACUCGUACCGUAAACAAGUUGAAGUUGAUGGACAACAGUGCAUGCUCGAAAUCCUGGAUACUGCCGGAACAGAACAAUUCACUGCUAUGCGAGACUUGUACAUGAAGAAUGGUCAAGGCUUCAUCCUUGUAUACAGCAUCACUUCUCAAGCCACAUUCAACGAUCUGGUCGAACUACGAGAGCAGAUUUUACGUGUCAAGGAUACCGACAAGGUCCCUAUGGUGUUGGUUGGCAACAAGUGUGAUUUGGAAGAUGAUCGUGUUGUGACCAAAGAUCAAGGUCAUGGAUUGGCUGGUCAAUGGGGUGGCUGCACAUUCCUCGAAACCAGUGCCCGGAAAAAGGUCAAUGUCGAUGAAGUCUUCUUUGACCUCGUCAGACAAAUCAACCGAAGCAUGCCUGAAAAGGACAAGGGCAAGAAGGAGAGGAAGGGAAAGUGCAACAUCCUUUAA
Synchytrium microbalum is the source of this 561-nucleotide messenger RNA. RefSeq lists its product as uncharacterized. Gene Ontology annotation, molecular function: GTP binding; GTPase activity; GDP binding. Lineage: Eukaryota; Fungi; Chytridiomycota; Chytridiomycetes; Synchytriales; Synchytriaceae. The coding region runs from base 1 to 561 and encodes 186 amino acids. Gene Ontology annotation, biological process: Rap protein signal transduction. The record is from RefSeq and is a predicted model, not a curated record. Gene Ontology annotation, cellular component: plasma membrane. The transcript is spliced from 5 exons.